AUGGAAUGGUUGGCAGGCCAUCUGGAGGAGCAGAGAUGCAGAGCUGCCCCAAGUGAGAUGCCAUUCCCAGGUGGAGUUUGGAGGGUUGGUGACCCCUAUCAAGAACUACACCAGGUUGUGCUCGCCUACCGGACGAAGCAGCCACCAUCUGAUUCCCAGAGCGAUUUCCGGCCAGCGUCCACACAAACGGCCGCCUUCUACCAGCCAGUGUGUUUUCAUUCACUCUGGGACCAAACUCCUGCGCCACCAUAUGCUUUCCAUAUCUUGGCGGUUGUCCAUCCAGUUCAUCCUUCCUCGAACAAUUCCUAUUCACAUGACCAAUCACUCCGCAAAGAAAACAGAAUUGGGGAAGAGACUCAAACUUCACCUUGGCUUUGA
This is a messenger RNA of Linum trigynum, 378 nucleotides long. Lineage: Eukaryota; Viridiplantae; Streptophyta; Magnoliopsida; Malpighiales; Linaceae. The record is from the annotation of a GenBank genome assembly.